Messenger RNA from Asparagus officinalis (garden asparagus), 327 nucleotides. RefSeq lists its product as uncharacterized. The record is from RefSeq and is a predicted model, not a curated record. NCBI's taxonomy places the organism in Eukaryota, Viridiplantae, Streptophyta, Magnoliopsida, Asparagales, Asparagaceae. The transcript has a single exon. The coding region runs from base 1 to 327 and encodes 108 amino acids.
AUGGUUGUUGCCCGUGGUACGAAGACUGGAUCUCUCUACAUGACGAUAGAUGCACGAGGUUCCAUUGCAGUGGCUGAAGGCAGUGAAGACCCAAAUUUGUGGCACCAGAGGCUAGGUCACAUGAGUAGCAAAGGCCUAAAGGUUAUGCAAUCGAAUGGGAAGUUACCAGGUUUGAGAUCGGCUGAUAUUGACUUAUGUGAAAGUUGUAUUCUUGGGAAACAAAAGAGAAUAAGCUUCAAAAGGGUUGGCAGAACCCCUAAAGAAGAGAAGCUUGAGUUAGUUCAUACAGACGUGUGGGGUCCAGCAUCAGUACCAUCCACCGGCUGA